Anolis sagrei ordinatus is the source of this 1142-nucleotide messenger RNA. It is a transcript of the gene SLC25A47, whose product is annotated as solute carrier family 25 member 47. Gene Ontology annotation, molecular function: transmembrane transporter activity. Gene Ontology annotation, biological process: transmembrane transport. The record is from RefSeq and is a predicted model, not a curated record. NCBI's taxonomy places the organism in Eukaryota, Metazoa, Chordata, Lepidosauria, Squamata, Anolidae. Gene Ontology annotation, cellular component: mitochondrion.
AGAAGUUAUGCAUUCACAAUAUCCUUGGAUUCAAAGUCCCGUCCCGAUCUUGCCAACUGGAAGCACAAUCAUCAAGGAGAGAAAGAGCUGCAGAAAGCAAGUGCUGCAAUCUUCAGAGACUCUGUUUGUUCAAUCCUUUCAGAGAGAAGAGCUCCUUAUUCCUGGAAAGACAGGUUGUGUUCCCUUUCCCCUGGCUCUGGCUGUGUGGCUCAAGCAUUCUGAUCUCAGGACUGGCAAAAACAGCUGGCUCCCUGCAGAUGGAUUUCAUUGCAGGAGCCAUUGGAGGCGGAGUUAGUGCUGCAGUUGGUUAUCCUCUGGACACCAUAAAGGUGAGGAUUCAGACUCAGGCAGGUUACCGUGGAGUAUUGCACUGCAUCUUGGACACAUACAGAACCGAAAGCGUGCUAGGUUUCUACCGCGGUGUGUCAAUGACAGUUGUAAUGGCAUCAUUAAUUUCAUCUUUUUCAUUUGGCAUCUACAAAAACUUCCUUUAUAACAUCUGCAGAUUGCGAUAUGGUUCUGCAAAUAGCAAGCCAUCAAAGCUGGAUAUAUCUUUUGCUGGAGCUGCUACUGGUGCUAUUCGGAUUCUCCUGAUAGCACCUGCUGAAAUAGCCAAAGUAAGAUUACAGAUCCAAAAAGACCCGUUCCCCUCAACUGCAUCACCCCAUCUCCUUGCUACUAAGCCUAAGUACCAAGGUGCUGUGCAUUGCUUGAGGACAAUUGUGAAGGAAGAAGGUCUUCGGGGUCUAUACAGGGGAUCUUUGGCUUUACUAUACAGAGACUGCCAUUCGUCUGCAAUGUAUUUCCUUACUUAUUCUGUCCUGUGUGACUGGCUUACUCCAGCUGGCCAAGGCAAACCAGGUAUGUGGGCUGUCCUUCUUUCUGGAGGCUCUGCUGGAGUGCUGGCCUGGGGCGCAGCAACCCCAAUGGACGUCCUUAAAUCCAGGAUGCAAGCAGAUGGCGAGGGGCAACGUAAAUAUUCAGGACUAAUGCACUGUGCUCGGGAUAGUGUAAGGGAAGAAGGCCUGAGAGUGCUUUUCAAAGGCCUUGGACUUAACUCGCUCCGUGCCUUCCCUGCGAACAUGGUGGUUUUCUUUACUUAUGAAGCUGUCCUUCGGCUUGGAGAACGUUUCCGGAAAUAA